Molecule: messenger RNA, 2090 nt
Organism: Cajanus cajan (pigeon pea)
Lineage: Eukaryota; Viridiplantae; Streptophyta; Magnoliopsida; Fabales; Fabaceae
Product: AT-hook motif nuclear-localized protein 5
Molecular function (GO): minor groove of adenine-thymine-rich DNA binding
Source: RefSeq, a predicted model, not a curated record
UUCCCUUCUCCUCUCUGCUCUCUCAAGUCUCAAGUCUCAAGUCCCAAGUGCAGUCCCAUUCUUUGUCUUUUCUCCCCCCUUUUCCCCCUUUCCACCCCUCACACUGCAUUCUUCUGUCAAAACCCUAGAUUUUCAAAUCUAGGGUUUUGUUUUCUUAACCUGUUAAGGACAUGAUUCCCCAACUGAACUGCCUCCUCCCUAUUUUCACUUUUCUCUCUUCAAUCUCAGCCUCUGCUUUUUCUACAUUUUCCCUCACUCACCUAUGUCAAUGCUGAUUCUCUUCCUCCCUUAAAACCACCUCCUUUCGUAUUUCCUUCAACUUGCCCAUUUGCAUCUCUUCUUCUCUGCGGUGUUUCGUGGUAAACGAAGCCGUCACGUAACCCUUGUUCUUUCUUGUUGCAUUCACUUGACAAAAUCUCUGAGCUUGUUACUUGAAUCUCGUGAGCUUAUAGGGUUUUAGAUCCUCUCAUUCCUUCUUUGUUUUAGGGUUAAAAAUUUAAUCUUUCCGCCAUUGUGAAAAAAGCUAUUUGCUUUUCACUAGUAGAAGGAUACCUAGCUCAACCUCUGUUUUUGAAUAUUCACUGGUUUCUAAGUUUGAGAAGCCAGCACUAGUAAAAGGAUUUGGGGUUAAGAGGAAAAGAGUUUUUUUUUUUUUUUCCUUUCACACAAUUGACAAACCUGUUAGUAAAUGCAUGGAUGGGAGAGAGGGUAUGGCAUUUCCCGGUGGCUCUGCUCCAUAUUACAUGCAGCAUAGAGGAGGGGUUAGUGGGUCAGGUCCAGGAACUGGGACUCAGAGUGGAGGGUUCCAACCUCCCUCUGGGUUUAGAGCUUUGUCAAAUGUCUCUUCAGGUUCUACAUUUUCAGUAGAGCCUCAGGCUCAGUCUCAGGUUCAGGCUCAGGCUCAGGCUCAGCGUGUUGGUUUUAGCCAUGGCAUUAACAUAGGUUCCUCUCCUGAUGGUGGAACUGGAGUAUCUUCUUCUGGGGAGCCUGUGAAAAAGAAAAGAGGGAGGCCUCGGAAGUAUGGUCCUGAAGGAGCUGUUUCCUUGAGGCUCUCUCCGUUGUCUGCCACUGCUAAUUCCACCCCAGGCUUAGGGACUCCUGCUGAGAAACGGCCCCGAGGGCGCCCGCCUGGAAGUGGAAGGAAGCAACAGCUAGCCUCUCUAGGUGAAUGGAUGAACAGUUCUGCAGGACUGGCUUUUUCACCUCAUGUUAUCACUGUUGGGGCUUCGGAGGACAUCGUAGCAAAGUUAUAUUCAUUUUCACAGCAGAGACCCAGGGCUCUGUGCAUCUUAACAGGAACUGGAACAGUUUCUUCUGUCACUCUGCGCCAGCCAGCUUCUACUAGCGUCAGUGUUACUUAUGAGGGCCGAUUUCAAAUAUUAUGCUUGUCUGGUUCUUACUUGGUUGCUGAAGAAGGUGGACCUCGCAAUAGAACAGGUGGCAUGAGUGUUUCCCUUUCUAGUCCUGAUGGUCAAGUUAUUGGUGGUGGUGUUACUAGGCUUAUUGCUGCAAGCCCAGUGCAGGUGGUAGUAUGCAGUUUUGUAUAUGGGGGCUCUAAGCCAAAGACUAAACAAGCGACCACUACAAAAGAUAGCAGUUCAGAGCCUCAGAGUAGUGACAAGCUAGCUUCACCAGGCAGUGCUCCACCUAAUCAAAACUACACCUCUUCUUCUUCUCCUGCCACAGGCAUUUGGCCUGCUGCAUCAAGGCCAGUAGAGGUGAAAAGUGCACAUCCACACACCGGUAUUGACUUGACGCGUGGAUAAACAUUUACAUUUAUUCUACAAGAGACCAUUGCAGUUUUGUAUAGAUAUCUCUUGUUGUAAAUGAACCGAAUUUGUGAGCAUUGUGACUCUUCUUGCUGUUAUGGGUUCACGGGUGACAACUUCUCGCUGACCUAUGCUGUAACUAAUGGAUUUCAGGGUUCAAGUAACAUUCUUGACUUAACUAAGUGUUUUUGGUGAAAUCAAAGGCCAAUUUUCUAGAUUAAGUGGAAAGAAUGUUAUGUUGACCGUUGAGAUCGACUUUAACAAUUAAUAGCACAUCUAAGGGCUCACUUUGAUGACCGUAGAUAUCAUUUCAAGAUUUCA